AUGUCAGCAUCUGCGAUUAGUCGUUCUUUAUCAAAUGUCAAGACUGAACUUGAUUUUUUGAGAGAAUCGAAAGUCAUUUCUGAAGACGUUUUUAAGCAAAUAAUGAGCCAAUUACCAGACAGUUAUAACCCAAACGCAAGAGGCGAAGCGCCUCAAGCCCCUCAAUCUGAAUUUGUAGAGGCCAUAUACAAUUUUCAGGCACAACAGGACGGUGACCUAGAGCUGCAUGUCGGUGACAAAAUAGAGGUGUUAGAGAAGCCUUCUGCGGAAUGGUUCAAGGGUAAAUGCAACGGCCGCGUGGGUAUGUUCCCUUCCAAUUACGUGAAACCUGCUUUCUCGGGCUCAAGCACGGACGUCGCACGCGCAAAUGUGCCGCCACCACAAUAUCAAUCCCAGCAGUACUUGCAACCCCAGCAGACAAAUAUGAGUGCGCAAUCAGGUGCUUCGCAGCCACCUUUCCCACCCCCAUCUGUUGGUUACUAUCAGCAACCUCCACCACAGCAAUACCAGCAAUAUCCACAACAGCAGUAUUAUCAACAGGCCGCACCUGUAGCUCAGCCUGAAGCGCAGGCAAGUUCCGGUCAUCACAGUAGUGGUGCGUUCAAAAAGUUCGGUAGCAAGCUCGGUAAUGCUGCAAUUUUCGGUGCAGGUGCGACGAUUGGUUCUGAUUUGGUUAACAGUAUCUUUUAA
Molecule: messenger RNA, 690 nt
Organism: Lachancea fermentati
Lineage: Eukaryota; Fungi; Ascomycota; Saccharomycetes; Saccharomycetales; Saccharomycetaceae
Source: the annotation of a GenBank genome assembly